This is a messenger RNA of Sphaeroforma arctica JP610, 321 nucleotides long. RefSeq lists its product as hypothetical. The record is from RefSeq and is a predicted model, not a curated record. NCBI's taxonomy places the organism in Eukaryota, Ichthyosporea, Ichthyophonida. The transcript has a single exon. The annotation marks the transcript as partial.
AUGGACGCUACUAAUAUCCACCCACCCGCAUCUGAACAGGAGGAUGACGAAGAGAUAUCCCGAGUUCUCGAAGAGAGUAUGUGGGACUAUCACCAGAGCUUGAAUACGACCUUGCUCGCAUCGUUCGACGAGGAUGACGGUGAUGUCCCGCAAAUCCCUUCCACCCUAGAGCCGUCCUUGUCUGUUAGCGAGGAAAUACGUACUGCGACCACCACUGCUUUGCAAAAGCGAGAGCGCACCGAGAGCAGCACUACGGUGGAUAUCGUUGGAAUUCGUGAUCGCAUAUUCACCUGUGGUAUAUGCGUUGCCGUGUCGGAGACG